AAAAAUAUUAUUGGAAUUUAAAUAGAACGAUGGAACACGUUUGUUCAGACGUAAAAUUAAAUAGCAAUCACAUUUCUGGGAUCCGCAAAAGAUCUCUGCAUGACAGUGAUAGGAUCGAGAAGAUAGAGAAAAAGCAGGUGGAACCUGUUUUCUUAUUACCACAAGAAUUGAUUGACUCUUUAGAUUGCAAAAGACUGAAGCACAUGCAAGAUAAUCGCGACGUUCGCAGAAGACGAGAGAAAAGAUUCUUGGAAACUUCAUACACUGGAAAGCGUCUGCAAAACGAGAAUUUUCGAAGAUACUUGAUCGGACUGAUAGUGAAACCUGGAAUACCAAAUGAGGCAUUAGAUUUGUAUAAUGAUAAUGAAAUUAAUCGCUAUUAUUAUUACAUUCGUAAUGGCAUGGAUACUAUUCACGUAGCUCCCAUCGAAGUGGAGAAUUUAUUGAAAAUUCUUAAUCUGAUACCCCACAAAUUUCGUGAGAGAUUUCCAGAGUCCGUCAAAUCAAUAAUUAACGAAAUCAAGGAGAAUUUUAUUGUCGCUAUCAAGAAAUCGAUAGUCGAUUUCGUUAUGAAGAAUCCAUUCGAACAGGAUGCUCCAGAAGAGGGGAACGAGACAAAGGAACGUUACGAAGUGAAAUACUUUCCAAGAGAAUUCGUCCUGAAUUUUCAGCUGUAUCGGUGCAGACUGAAGAGAGGUCUUUAUCUAAUAAACCCAUGCAUGCGAUUCACCUUAGAACAAUGGAUCCGCUAUUACAAGUCCUUCCGGUUGAUUGAUCUUGACGAAAUAAAGAGUGCCACCGAGACUUGGGACAUUAUGAACUUUCAAAACACUAUAUCACGUCAGAUCGAAACAGCCCGUGACAUCUUGAAGAACUCGUGGUUCGACGGGAUACAACAUAUUUUUCUUCUGAAUGACCGGAAGGGACUCGUACCGUCUCCCACGCAGAAAAAAGAGUUUAAGAGAUUUUUCGACUGCGCUGCUAAACUGAUGGAGAAUCAACUGCUGUCAAUUUGUAAAUAUAGUCUGGCCGAUUUUGUCUCUUAUAUCUUGAAAGUCGGCGACUCGGGCUAUGGCUUCAAACUGCACAUAAUCAUCAAAUCCAAGGAACUUGCAUUCGAGCCACCCUGUAGAUACUUUACAGAAAUCUUUUGCUCCAUUCUCGAUGCAAUUUGCGACGCUGUCGCGCGAUUCGAUCGAUUGGAGGAGCAACUUUAUCUCGAUUGGUCCGAGCCGCACUCUUAUUUGAAGCCAAAAGUCUCGACCACCACAGUUGACCAGUAUAAGAAGCAAAUUGCUGAUUUUAUUGAACAGCAAACAUGUAGAUUUGGGGAAAUAAUGGACGAGUUGCGUAGAUAUGCUCCCUUGUUCAACGAUGAAGAAUUAAAUAACGUCAUCAAGUUUCUAUCCGACGAGACGAAGACCUUCGAAGAAUACCAGGAGACUCUUAUUCGUUAUGAUACGCUUGUCAAUGAAAUACCAAUGGAGAACAAUGAAACUAUUUUUGCUGGUUUCUUCGAAAUCGUGCUUAAGGAUUAUAUUAAAAUGUUGGUCUACUCAGCAAUGUCCUUUAAGAACGCCAUCAUAGAGAGGAUGGUCUUGUAUUAUCAAUCUAAUGCAAAGUUAGCCGGCGAAGAGUAUCAAGCGAUUGCUAACCGUGCCCUAAGUCAGCCACCGAAUACGGCAGCCUUAAUGGAAUUGAUUGAAUUUAUGAGAAAUGCCGAAGAGAUCACUUUAAAGGAAUUAGAAAAUGUUCUUCUGCAUGUUUUGGAAAAUAUUGUUUUUCUAAGUGACUACUGGUUAUCGACUGAUGCUGAGAUCAGGGUGAAUAACAAUGCCUUUCAGUGGUAUCACCGUAUGCCCCAAAUCCUUGAAGAUCACAGACUAAUAGUUGAAAAUAAGACCCAGGACUUUCAAGAGGCUCUGAAAGUAAGAUAUCAGCGGUUCGAAGAGGAGCUGGAAUCGUAUUCCAAACAGGUGGAAGACAUUCAAUACUGGGGCGAUGUCGAUGAAGUAUUCCGCUACCAGAAAAAAGCGCAGAAUCUUGAAAAUAAACUGAUAGCUGCUAUGGAAAAGAUAGAUAAAUUUAAUGAGGAGGAAGUCUCCUUUGGUUGGGAAACCACGCAGUAUCCACUUCGCAAAAAAAUUGCUGAUCGAUUAGUACCGUUUAAAAAGCUUUUCGAUAGCGCCUGCGAGUUCCUCAUGAAAUAUGAGAAGUGGACAGGAUCUAUGAUUGGAUCUUACAAUCCUGAGGACAUCGAUAACGAUGUGGGAGUAGCUUACAGAACGAUCUACAAGCUGGAGAAGGCGUUCCAGGAACCAGAGCCGAAAAUGCUGGCUGGAUUGGUCCGAGAAAAAAUUGAAGAUUUCAAAGAUCACAUGCCUGUGAUAAUGAUGCUGGGAAAUCCUGGCAUGAAGCUACGACACUGGGAGCAGGUCUCUGAUGUAGUGGGCUUCCCCAUUAAGGUCGAUGCUGAUUUGACUCUGGGGAAGGUCCUCGAAAUCAAUCUAGAUGCCUUCAUAGACGAAUUUGAAAGUAUAUCGGAGGCUGCCACUAGGGAGAGCACGUUGGAAAAGAAUAUGGAUAAAAUGUAUAAAGAUUGGAUCCAAGUGGUCUUCACGGUAAAUCCUUAUAAGGAUACAGGGACUUACGUGGUAGCAGGAGUAGACGAAAUUCAAUUGAUGCUGGAUGAUCAUAUUACGAAGUCGAUGACUAUGAAGAAUUCACCGUACAUCAAGCCCUUCGAGGCCCAGAUAAUAAAGUGGGAAAACAUGUUGCACCUCCUGCAAGAUAUCCUGGACCAGUGGCUCAAAGUCCAGGGCAUCUGGAUGUACCUGGAACCUAUAUUCUCUUCGCCAGACAUCCAACAGCAAAUGCCUGAAGAAGGUCGAAGAUUCAGUGCUGUGGACAAGACAUGGCGCGAUAUUAUGAAGACGGUCCAGGCAGACUCCAGAGUCCUUUCAGUCGUUAAGAUCGAUAAGAUGCUCGAGAGGCUGAAGAAGAGUAUGGGGCUGCUGGAUCUCAUCCAGAAAGGGUUGAACGAAUAUCUCGAGAAGAAGAGACUCUUCUUUCCUAGAUUCUUCUUUCUGUCCAAUGAUGAGCUCUUGGAGAUACUUUCUGAGACGAAGGAUCCCACAAGAGUGCAGCCACACUUGAAGAAGUGCUUCGAAGGUAUCGCCAAGCUACAUUUCGACAAGGAUCUUGAUGUGCAUAAGAUGAAGUCCGCUGAAGGCGAGGAGGUUUCGCUGGUCGACGUGAUAUCUACUGCUGCUGCGAGAGGUCAAGUAGAGAAAUGGCUUCUGGAACUAGAGACCGACAUGCGUAAGAGUGUUCAUCGCAUGGUGUUUCUCGCCAUCGAAGCAUAUCCAAUUAAAGAGAGAACGACCUGGGUCCUGGAAUGGCCUGGUCAGGCUGUUCUCUGCGUUGGCCAGCUUUACUGGACACAGCAAGUUGAGGAAUCCAUGUUAGAUGGAGUCAAUGGUCUGAAAUCUUAUCUGGACCAGUGCCAGGACGAACUCAAUGAGAUCAUUCUACUUGUCAGAGGAAAGCUUUCCAAGCAGAAUCGCAUAACGCUGGAGGCCCUCGUUACAUUGGACGUGCACGCCAAGGAUGUGCUGACCGAUCUCUGGAAAGAAGGGGUUGUCAAAAAUAAUGACUUCCGAUGGCUCUGCCAACUUCGAUAUUAUUGGCAGGAGAACAACAUGUGGUCCUACAUGAUAAAUUCCAACUUACGUUACGGUUAUGAAUACCUGGGUAAUACUUCACGUUUGGUCAUUACACCACUGACUGAUCGAUGCUACCGUACCCUCUUCGGCGCUCUAAGUCUCCACUUGGGAGGUGCUCCGGAAGGCCCAGCAGGAACCGGAAAAACGGAAACUACGAAGGACUUGGCGAAGGCCGUAGCCAAACAAUGCGUCGUUUUCAACUGUUCGGAUGGUCUGGACUACAUAGCCCUUGGAAAAUUUUUCAAAGGCCUCGCAUCCUGCGGAGCCUGGUCCUGUUUUGACGAGUUCAACAGGAUCGACCUGGAGGUCCUCUCCGUAGUCGCUCAGCAGAUUCUUACGAUUCAGCGAGGAAUCAAUUCCGGCGCCGAGAAACUCCUCUUCGAGGGGACCGAGAUCUUCCUGGAUCCCACGUGCGCAGUUUUCAUCACAAUGAAUCCCGGAUACGCGGGCAGAUCUGAAUUGCCUGAUAAUCUUAAAGCCCUCUUCAGAUCCGUGGCCAUGAUGGUGCCUGAUUAUGCUCUUAUCUCUGAGAACACCUUGUAUUCUUUUGGGUUUUACAAUGGCAGGCCAUUGGCUGUUAAGAUUGUAACAGCAUAUAAACUCUGCUCGGAACAAUUAAGCAGCCAGUGUCAUUACGAUUACGGAAUGAGAGCCGUAAAGUCGGUUCUAACGGCAGCCGGGAAUCUGAAAUUGAAAUAUCCCGAUGAAUCUGAAGACAUUUUGCUUCUCAGGAGCAUAAAGGAUGUAAAUCUCCCAAAGUUCCUAAGUCAUGACUUACCCCUUUUCCAUGGAAUUGCUUCCGAUCUCUUCCCAGGAGUCGUUCUCCCGGAUCCAGAUUACACGCAUCUCAAUGCAUGCGCCAGAGAGGCCUGCGAGAAUGCGAAUCUCCAAUGCACUGAUUCCUUCCUCGAGAAGAUACAGCAGAUCUUCGAGAUGAUGAUAGUGCGUCACGGCUUCAUGAUAGUGGGUCUACCGUUCGGUGGAAAGACUUCAGCCUACAGGAUGCUCGCCGACUGCCUCGCGCUUCUUGAGGAACGUAAACUUAUGAACGAGCAUCGUGUCGAGAUUACAGUCAUCAAUCCAAAGUCGAUUACGAUGGGCCAGUUGUAUGGCCAAUUUGACCCAGCAUCCCACGAAUGGAGCGACGGUGUGCUGGCAGUAAGCUACAGAGCUUUUGCCGUUUCUACUAACGAGAAUCGUAAAUGGCUCAUCUUCGAUGGACCCGUCGACGCCAUCUGGAUUGAGAACAUGAAUACAGUACUUGAUGAUAAUAAAAAGCUCUGUUUGAUGUCCGGAGAAAUCAUUCAACUGGCGCCAACCACCAAUCUCAUUUUUGAACCCAUGGAUUUGGAGGUCGCUUCACCCGCAACCGUCUCCAGAUGUGGAAUGAUAUACAUGGAGCCAGUUGCCCUAGGCUGGACCCCUCUUCUCAACUCCUGGUUAAAUAUCUUACCCAGUAGUUUAAGUGAACAUAUUAAAAAUCAUCUGAAGGAUAUGUUUUUGAGAUUUUGUCCGGCGCUGUUGCAUCUGAUACGUCGAUGCGGUGCAGUGGAAAUGUUGUCUAUGCCAGAUGCGAACUUGACUAGAUCAGUGAUGUAUCUAUUCGACUGUUUCCUGGAUGAUUUCACGGAUAAAAAAUUCUUGGAUUCAACUACCGACUUAGAGAUGCGAGCACAAAUCGAAGGUUCCUUUUUCUUCUCCUGCAUUUGGGGAAUGGGCGGCACGUUGUUGGUGCCUUACCGAGAGUGGUUCAGUACUCUUUUUAGAGCUCUGAUGCAACGUGAAUUAUCUCCGGAAAUUAAGGAUCGCUUCUACAUAUCCGAAGAAACAACAAGUCCCAAAAAACCCUACGUCACGCUUAUUCCGAAUGCUGGGCUCGUCUACGAUUACAUGUACACAAAGGAAGGGAAAGGAAUUUGGAAGCUGUGGUCGGAUGAACUGCUGGAUGUUCCUCCUAUACCGCGAGAUCUUCCAGUCAAUCAAAUAAUAGUGGCCACAGUCGAGACUGUUCGCUACUUUAAUCUCUUUAAAAAAUUAGUCUCCCAUAACAAGCCAUUGCUCCUUGUGGGCCCCACCGGCACCGGAAAAUCUGUCUACAUAAUGGAAUUUCUACUGAAGAAGAACAACGUGCAAAUAUUCAAGCCGCUAUUCGUCACAUUUUCCGCUCAGACUACGGCCAACCAAACGCAGGACAUUAUUAUGAGUAAAAUGGAUAAAAGACGUAAAGGCGUCUACGGAGCCCCGCCAGGGAAACAUUGGGUCAUUUUCGUAGAUGAUCUCUCAAUGCCUGCCAAGGAAGAGUAUGGCGCGCAACCUCCAAUAGAAUUACUGCGGCAAUGGCUGGACCAUUGGACCUGGUACGACCGAAAGGACAUUGUUCCAGUGAGGCUAGUGGACAUGCAAUUGGUUUGCGCGAUGGGCCCGCCGUCUGGCGGCUUGGACGUCACACCAAGAUUCAAACGGCACUUCUUCGUUCUGGCCAUUUCUGAAUUUGAGGAUGACGUGAUGGUCACGAUUUUUGGAAGAAUAAUGACCUGGCAUCUGACUUCACGUGGAUUUUCACCGUAUUUCGAGCCCUGCGUCGAGCAGGUCGUUUAUGCCACUUUGGAUAUUUACAAAGAGAGUCUAAAGUACCUCCUGCCCACUCCAGCCAAGUCGCACUACUUAUUUAAUCUUCGAGACUUCUCCCGGGUCAUCCAGGGUAUCCUACUAUCCACUCCGGAGUCCUUCUCUGACUUGAAUGGUAUGAAACGCUUAUGGGUCCAUGAAAUACUCCGCGUCUAUGGAGAUCGUUUGGUAGAUGAAUCUGACACCUUUUGGUUAAUCGAGCAAAUACGUACGACUCUGCAGGAACGAAUGAGCGAGGACAUGAACAGCCUGUUUGCCGAUUUUCUUGAAAAACCUGGUGAAUCGAUAACUGAGACGGAAUUGCGAAAUCUGGUGUACUGCGACUUCCAGGAUCCACUGGCAGAUAAAAGACUGUAUCUCGAAGUAGAGAACUUGGAUGUACUCGCCCGAACGGUCGAGGACUAUUUGGCUGAAUACAAUUCGAUAACGAAGGCACCGAUGAAUCUUGUGUUGUUUAGAUUCGCUGUGGAGCAUCUUUCAAAAAUCAGUCGAAUAAUCAAGCAGCCCCGAAGCCACGCUCUGCUGGUCGGCGUUGGGGGUUCUGGUCGUCAGUCAUUGACUCGCUUGGCAGCACAUAUAGCCGAGUACGAGAUUUUCCAAGUUGAAAUUUCAAAACAGUACGGAAACCACGAGUGGCACGAAGACCUGAAGACCAUCCUGCGCAGAAGUUCCGGAAGCGAUCUGCACACGGCUUUUCUCUUUACCGAUAUGCAGAUCAAGGAGGAGUCCUUCUUAGAGGACAUCAGCAACCUGCUGAAUGCUGGGGAAGUUCCGAAUCUAUUUCAAACUGACGAGAAGGCAGAAAUCUGCGAGAAGAUGCGGCAAAUAGAUAGACAGCGUGACAAAUCCGUGCAAACAGACGGAAGUCCAGUUGCCCUCUUCAAUUUCUUCAACCAGGUCAUCCGCGAGCAGCUUCACAUAGUCGUGGCAAUGUCGCCCAUUGGCGAGGGAUUCCGUACGCGGAUUCGCAAGUUUCCAGCUUUGGUGAAUUGCUGCACGAUCGACUGGCUGCGUCCUUGGCCCGAGGAUGCACUUUUGGCUGUCGCGACGAAAUUCCUAGGCGAAAUCAAUAUGCCUCAGGAUGAGCGCACCGCGUGCAUCGAGAUGUGUCAGACGUUUCAUACAUCCACCCAGGAGCUUUCAGGGGAAUUCCUUAGGCACGCGCGAAGACACAAUUACGUGACCCCUACUUCCUACCUGGAGCUUAUCAACACGUUCAAGGAUCUGCUGGACAAGAAAAGGACUGAGGUGCUUCAGGGCAAGAAGAGAUACGAGGCAGGACUGGGAAAGCUUGACGGAACUCAUAAGCAGGUCGCCAAAAUGCAGGAAAUCUUGGUUGCUCUUCAACCGAAGUUGAUCGUCGCCGCUAAGGACGUCGAGAGGAUGUUGCUGAAUGUGCAAAAAGAGAAUGAGGAAGUAUCCGUAAUUGAACAAACGGUUAAGAAGGACGAGGAGGCGGCCAAGCUGGUAGCUGCGGGCGCAGAAGAAAUUCGAGCGGAAUGCAAUGCCGAUUUGGAACUGGUGAUGCCGAUUCUGAAUGCUGCCAAUACUGCCCUAAACACUUUGACACCUCAAGACAUUCAGAUCGUCAAGUCCAUGAAGAAUCCUCCUGCAGGAGUGAAGUUGGUAAUGGAGGCCGUUUGUAUCCUGAAGGACGUAAAGCCUGAGCGCGUUCCCGGCGAAGGAGGGAAGAUGGUGGACGAUUAUUGGAAGCCUUCGCUGAGGGUGCUGGGGGACAUGAAGUUCUUGGAGUCUUUGAUGCUCUUCGACAAGGACAAUAUACCUGAAAAAAUCAUAACGAAGAUACGCACGACCAUUCUGACCAACCCGAACUUCGAUCCAGACAAGAUUAGAAAUGCUUCCACCGCCGCUGAAGGUUUGUGCAAGUGGGUGUUUGCUCUUUCCGAAUAUGACACAGUCGCCCGCGUGGUGGCGCCAAAGAAGGUUGCCCUGGCCAAGGCGGAAGCGACGUACGCCGAGGCGAUGAGCAAGCUGGAAGAGAAGAGGGCCAAAUUAAAGGAAGUCCAGGAUCGUUUAGCUAAAUUGGAAGAACUCCUGGCGCGUAGAAGGGCCGACUACACGGCCAUGACGGAUGAGGUCGACGAGUGCGAGCAGAAGCUCAGGAGAGCCGAGGAACUGAUCGGUGGUCUCGGUGGGGAAUACAACAGGUGGUCGGAAACAGCUAAGAAUUUAGGAGAACGAUAUUUCAAACUUACUGGAGAUAUUCUUAUCGGUUCCGGAAUCGUCGCUUAUCUUGGUGUCUUCACUGCGCACUAUAGACAGAAGCAAGUCGAGAGUUGGGUCAAGGUGUGCACGGACCUUGGAGUGACUUGCACGCAGGAUUAUCAGCUGACGCAAGUCCUGGGGGAUUCAGUUCUCAUUAGAUCCUGGAACAUUUAUGGGCUGCCCAGUGAUUUGUUCUCCGUGGACAAUGGUAUAAUCGUGACCAAUUCAAGAAGAUGGCCGCUGAUGAUCGAUCCCCAGGGACAGGCUAACAAGUGGAUUAAAAAUAUGGAGAAAAGUGCCAAUAUACACGUGGUCAGACUCACGCAGCCGGAUUAUAUGAGGAUUCUGGAGAACGCGAUACAGUUUGGACAACCAGUACUUCUGGAGAACAUCAACGAGGAGUUGGAUGCUGCACUGGAGCCGCUUCUACUGAAACAGACCUACAAGUCUGGAGGUGCUUUAUGUAUAAAAGUCGGUGACUCAGUCGUUGAGUACAGCGAUAAGUUCAGAUUUUACAUAACGACAAAGCUGAGAAAUCCACAUUACCUGCCGGAGGUCGCAGUGAAGGUUGCUCUCCUGAAUUUCAUGAUUACUCCUAGAGGUUUGGAGGAUCAGCUCUUAGGAAUAGCCGUAGCCAAGGAGCGGCCUGAUUUGGAAGCUGAAAAAAAUCAAUUGAUCGUACAGGGUGCUGCAAACAAAAAGAUGUUGAAGGAGAUAGAGGACAAAAUCCUGGAAGUUCUGUCCUCGUCGGACGAGAAUAUUCUCGAGGACGAAACAGCCAUCGGCGUCCUGAGCUCCUCUAAAGUCCUUUCGAACGAAAUCCAGGCUAAGCAAACGGCCGCUGAAGUCACCGAGAAAUCGAUUGAUGCUGCGAGAUUGCAGUACACACCCAUUGCAGUUUACAGCACUGUACUGUUCUUUACCAUAGCUGUCCUGGCAAACAUCGAUCCGAUGUACCAAUAUUCUCUCGUUUGGUUUGUCAAUCUGUUCAAGAGUACCAUCGAGAAUACUCCCCAGGUCGAGGAUAUUCAGCAACGACUUAGCGACCUCACCGAAUCCUUCACCUAUUCGCUCUACGUGAAUAUCUGCAGGUCUCUCUUUGAAAAAGAUAAACUACUCUUUUCUUUGAUUCUGGCUAUCAACCUGUUGAACAAGCAAGGCAAGGUUUCGAUGGUCCAUUGGAUGUUUCUGCUGACUGGAGGCGUCGGCCUCGAGAAUCCACACAGUAAUCCGAGUCAGUGGCUCCCGGCCAAAAACUGGGAUGAGCUCUGUCGGCUGAAUGGCGUUCCAGGAUUUUCGGGUAUCAGAGAAGCCUUUACCGAGGGAGUGAAUAAGUGGAAGCUCAUUUUCGAUCACACGGAGCCUGAGAGUUUGAGAUUCCCUGCGCCUUUUGAUGAGUUGACCCGUUUUGAGAAACUCUUAAUUCUCCGAUGCAUUCGACCCGAUAAGGUCAUACCAGCCGUACAGCAAUUCGUCGAGGUGGAAAUGGGAAAGCAAUUUGUGGAGUCGCCGCCAUUCGACCUGGCCUCAUCCUACGCCGACUCCUUCUGCUGUGUUCCUUUAAUAUUCGUCCUGACCCCAGGAGCUGAUCCUACGGCCAUCCUAUUGAAAUUCGCAGAUGAUCAAGGCUUCGGUACCAACAGGCUUUUCUCCUUAUCUUUGGGUCAGGGUCAAGGCCCCAUUGCCGUGACUCUUAUCGACGAGGGUAUUAAGAAUGGCACAUGGGUCGUCCUUCAAAACUGCCACCUGGCGAAAAGCUGGAUGCCUGUCCUGGAGAAGAUCUGCGAGAAUCUCACCCCAGAAACCGUCCAUCCGGAUUUCCGUUUGUGGCUGACCAGUUACCCGGCUGAACACUUCCCCGUGAGCGUCCUGCAGAACGGGGUCAAAAUGACGAACGAGCCACCGAAGGGACUUCGUGCAAACAUCAUUCGCUCCUACUUACAAGACCCGAUCUGCGACCCAGAGUUCUUCGAGACGUCGAAGCAGAAGCAGGCCUUUAAGAAUCUUCUCUUCUCGUUGUGCUUCUUCCACGCCAUCGUGCAGGAGAGGAGAAAGUUCGGCCCCAUCGGCUGGAACAAUCCUUACGAGUUUAACGAGACCGACUUAAGGAUCAGUGUUCUCCAAUUGAAGAUUCUUCUGGAUCAAUACGAGGACGUUCAGUUUACAGCGCUGAAAUAUCUGACGGGCGAGUGUAAUUAUGGCGGCCGCGUCACCGACGAAUGGGACAGGCGAACUCUGACUACGAUUCUGGCGAAAUUCUAUUGCGAAGAAACCGUCAAUAGCCCGAAGUACCUUUUGGACUCCAGCGCCAUUUAUUAUAUUCCUCAAGUGAGCGAACACGCUCAAUUUCUUGAAUACGUUAAAUCUUUGCCAAUGACGACGGCGCCCAGCGUCUUCGGCAUGAACGAGAAUGCCGAUAUCAUUAAAGAUCAGCAGGAGACCGAAUUGAUGAUGAGCUCAAUUUUACUGACCCAGGAACACAAGGACACCGCCGCUGGAGGCACCGAAGGUUCAAAGUCCCCGGAUGAAAUCACCUUUGACGUAGCUGCUGAUAUCCUCUCUAAGCUUCCGAAGAACUUUGACCUUGUCGAUGCUCUUGAGAAAUAUCCGACCUCCUACACUCAGAGUAUGAACACUGUCCUGGUCCAGGAGAUGGGUCGGUUCAAUAAACUUCUGAGCACCGUGAGGCGCAGCCUCGUAGAUGUACAAAAAGCUAUCAAGGGAUUAGUUAUUAUGAAUCCGCCGCUGGAAGAGGUUUACGGAUCCAUAAUCACGGGCAGGAUUCCGCUGAUGUGGAAGAAGGACUCUUAUCCAUCGUUAAAGCCUCUUGGCAGCUACGUGCAGGAUUUCUUGAGACGGCUUCAAUUCCUCCAAGUCUGGUACGAGGAAGGACCGCCCACGACUUUCUGGAUAUCUGGGUUCUAUUUCACUCAAGCAUUCCUGACGGGUGCCAGGCAGAAUUACGCAAGGAAAUAUUCGAUUCCGAUAGAUCUGUUGGUCUACGAUUUUCUUCCUUUGAGGCAGAGCAGUUUUUCCAAAGCCGCCGAGGACGGCGUCUACGUUUACGGGCUUUUCCUGGACGGCGCGCGUUUCAAUACGGAAACUAUGGAAAUGGACGAGUCGCUGACCAAGGUCCUUUACGAUACAGUGCCCUACAUGUGGCUGGUGCCUAUGAAGAAGGAUGACAUCGUGGAACGAACCUCCUACACGUGUCCCGUUUACAAAACGAGCGAAAGACGAGGUGUACUUUCGACCACGGGGCAUUCGACGAACUUUGUCAUCGCCAUGAGGCUGCCCACCAGUAAACCAUCCGAGCACUGGAUAAUGCGAGGCGUCGCGAUGCUCUGCCAAUUGUCGCAGUAGGAAUAA
Cephus cinctus (wheat stem sawfly) is the source of this 11948-nucleotide messenger RNA. It is a transcript of the gene Dhc36C, whose product is annotated as dynein heavy chain 7, axonemal. Gene Ontology annotation, biological process: microtubule-based movement. Gene Ontology annotation, cellular component: dynein complex. Bases 30 to 11942 code for a protein of 3970 amino acids. NCBI's taxonomy places the organism in Eukaryota, Metazoa, Arthropoda, Insecta, Hymenoptera, Cephidae. Gene Ontology annotation, molecular function: dynein intermediate chain binding; minus-end-directed microtubule motor activity; dynein light intermediate chain binding. The transcript is spliced from 31 exons. The record is from RefSeq and is a predicted model, not a curated record.